AUGGCUUACAUAUGGCGCAGCUUAAGCAUGGUGAAAUGGAUGAUUUUAGCAUCGUUUUUAAUACCUUGUCUAGCUUUACCAGAACGAGGAAUCUUUAAUUUAAAGAUUAAUCAGGCUAAGAAUAUCCUCAUCCAGCAGAAAUCGUUAUAUGCCAAUGCUUCCAUUAGUAUUCAUAUCACUGAUUGCAAAUCGACACCUUCAGAAGCAAAACUCCGGUUUUCAUGGUCUUUACUAGAACGUUCAUGUCUCAAUGAUAUGCAAGGAGUACAAUCGCAAAUGGAUGUUAAGCGAUUAAUGGGAAAUGUACCUUUGAAUCCAAGAAUCCAUGCCUCUGAAGUACACAAGUGUAAAGAUGAUAUCUCACUAACCAACCAUGCACUCAGCAAAGCGCCUACAAUUGCUCCGCCCGCAACGCAUGCUACAGUGGAUGGUAAAAAUGACAGUACAACGCCGACAACUAAUAACGGAAGUAGAUCUGCUCGAGCUGUUAAUAACGAACGUACGAAUACCAAUGAUAGCAAUCCAGCUGAACCAACUAAGGCAAGUUUCCAAGUAGCGAAAACAAUCAACGAAAGCGUUUAUAUAGUGGUAAUUGAAAUUACGCCAUUUGUAAGCGCAAUAUCCAAGCCUGUCCCUAAUUCGAAUGUUACUUUUAAUGUAGGAGGUAUGGUUGAAAAAGCCGUUUUCUACUCUGUUUACAAUUUUACUAAUGGAUCUGGUCAAGCAAGAUUUCUGCAGGAUUGGAGAGAUUUAUGGUUAGAUGAAGCUUUCUGGCAUGUUCUGUUUUCUUGUAUCUUAUUAGUGAUUAUGGUCUUAUGGCGACCAACGCAAAAUAAUUCGAGAUAUGCAUUUUCUCCUCUGACCGAUCUCGACGAAGAUGAUGAGGCCGGAACUGCUUUAUCAGAAGCUUUCGGAGGACGAUUUGAAGUGGGUCGAGCAAAAUAUACCAACUUCCGUUGGAGAUGCUGGGCUGCCAAGUUUACUAGACUCGGAUGA
This is a messenger RNA of Trichoplax adhaerens, 996 nucleotides long. RefSeq lists its product as uncharacterized. Gene Ontology annotation, cellular component: Golgi apparatus; membrane. The record is from RefSeq and is a predicted model, not a curated record. Gene Ontology annotation, biological process: retrograde transport, endosome to Golgi. The transcript is spliced from 12 exons. Bases 1 to 996 code for a protein of 331 amino acids. Lineage: Eukaryota; Metazoa; Placozoa; Uniplacotomia; Trichoplacea; Trichoplacidae.